GGUCCAUCAAGUCAAGUCAAUGUCACAAAGUUCGAUUCCAUCAUCUGCAUCUGCCAUUGAGAACUUCAUCUAAUGAAUUUGCUGCUAGCUGACCGCUGAAAUAUUAAUUUUAGACGGUUAUAUAUCAUGAAUUAAGUAUUGGUGUAAAUUUAAAGGUUAAAUUAAGCUCAUCAAUAAUUUUGUUUAGCAAAAUUAUAAUUCCUAAGUCUACAGACAGAUUCUGUGAUGUCUCUAGCAAAAAUGAAGGUUCGCGGUUUAUUUAAGUUGUACCUAGAUACUUUACAAAGAAGACCAUACUUGGUACAAGCUGUGCAAACAGGAGUCUUAAUGGGUUCAGGCGAUUUAAUAAGUCAGACCCUUAUUGAACGAAAGCACAUCACCAAAGUUGACCUUACGAGGACUAUAAAAUUUUCGUCAAUAGGCUUUUUUGUCGGUGGACCGGCAUUGCGUCUUUGGUAUGGAGCAUUAUACAAGUAUAUAGGUUCCAGUGGUAAAACAGUUGCAUUGAAGAAGGUGUUUAUUGACCAAAUUUUGUUUGCACCUAUAUUCUUAUGUGGAAUCCUGAGUGCAGUAGCAGCUAUGCAGGGCAAGGAUUGGACUAGUAUAAAAAGUGAUUUAGAAACUAAUUACUUAGAUGUCUUAAAAACAAAUUACUGUCUCUGGCCAUGGGUACAGAUAGUAAAUUUUUAUUAUAUUCCCCUCCAAUACCAAGUUUUAGUAGUCCAGGUAGUUGCAUUAUUCUGGAAUACAUAUUUGUCUUGGAAAACAAACAGAAAUACAGAAAAAAUUGCAAUACAAAAAUAAGUACCUACCCAUUCAUAGUCAUAUCAGUUUUAAAUUGGGAAAUGUGUGCAAAGUGGAAAAAACAUUUAUUAUUCUGAUAAUUCAGAUCUGAUCAGCUUGAUAAUUAUGUUAUACAUAUUUAGUUUUCACACAAGAGUAACCUUUUGAACAUCAUUAUUAUAUUCUCUGGAUUUAAAAGAAAAUGUCUGUAUAUCUACAGCCAACCAUUGUGCUCAAAAGGUUAAUGAAGUCCUAGAUCUUUAAAAUUGUAAUUUUAAAUUAAUUGAUUAA
Messenger RNA from Spodoptera exigua (beet armyworm), 1074 nucleotides. NCBI's taxonomy places the organism in Eukaryota, Metazoa, Arthropoda, Insecta, Lepidoptera, Noctuidae. The record is from the annotation of a GenBank genome assembly.